Amoebophrya sp. A25 is the source of this 2315-nucleotide messenger RNA. The record is from the annotation of a GenBank genome assembly. NCBI's taxonomy places the organism in Eukaryota, Dinophyceae, Syndiniales, Amoebophryaceae.
AGAGUAAUCUCCCGAUUUCAACAGGCAAGGCUGCCGUCAUUCAUUCUUCAGCCGAAUAAAUAUCGUGACUACCCAACAGUCUAUCACCACGCUGUUACUUGGAGCCAUACACUAAGGCUUUUCCCUGUAUGUAAAAAUCCAAAAGAUGGCCUCUUUGGAAGAUGUCAUCCACAGGCAGAUUUCCGGUUUCCUGGGUCACCGCUCAAAUAUGCGCGACUUGCAAAUGCGUGUGGCCUUCCGGAUGAGCUUGCCUCCACUUCCCGAAAGAUACGCGCAUUGGGUUGUUCUUAAGGCUGACUGCUUUUUCUAGAGGUUCUUUUUCAGAGUUGUAGCUCUAGUUACUUUGGAGCCAUGCUUCUCGGCGUUGCCUUUGGCGAUACAAGUUCUUGUUUGAGAUUAGAGUAUUUGCGCUUUAAGCACCCAUUGUGACAGGUAUGAGCUUCCUUUGAGGACCCUCCUAAUCAUCAGUGCUACGACUACCAGCAGGAUCGGUUCGAAGUCCCGCAACUACAUCAACCGGCAGACCCAAGGGCCUUUGCGGAGGCGGUCGCCGCAGGAAUUGCGGCGUUAACAAAAGAACCUGCUGAACAGAUGACUUCGAGAAAGAAGCCUGAUCAAGAAGGUGGACAACGCGCGUCUUCCUCCUCGUCUCCUGAGGCAACGGCUGAGAAGAACAUCCUACCGUCAAAAACAAGCGCGCUAAUGGCAGAAUCGGACACUACCGCAAGUUCAGGGGCAGAUGGUGGCGUGGGAGCGAUUCGCAAGAAAAAAAAGUUUGAUUAUGGCCGACUGUUCUCCUCGCGAGAAUCACAACAAAAGAAACGGGCUCGAUCUUCAGACGCAAGGCAAGCUAAGGGCGACACUGAGAGGCCUAGAGGAGACACUGAAAUAAAAGCGGACAAUGGCAAAGCUGUAGACAACCCUGAAAAAGUCUCUUCUUCUGGCGGAUUUCGUAAGGGUUUUCUGCUGCCUCAAACGCCCACUUGUGGUAGUCGCACUGAUUCUGAUGGGUUGAAAAAUAGAGAUCAUGGUAGUGCGCGUUGUUCUUUGACGCCUGCCUCUGCUUCUCGAGAUGCUGGUCGUGCAUCAACAUCAACUGCAGACAUGUUUCACACACCUAUGUCCAGUUGCUCCUGCGACGAUGGCGAUGACGAGCAGCAGGGCCCGACGAAGCGACUACGCCAGGAUAAUGGUAGCUGCGCUACUUCAUUUUCCAGUUCUAAUGGAGGCGCUAGUGAUGCUGACGAUGUUGUGAAGUCUUCCGCAUAUGAUUGUCAUACUCCACACGACAUCAAAGACAAACCAGAAGGUUCAUCCGAGCGCCAACAACAGCAGCAGCAGCAGCAGCCGACCAACGUGUUCAAUUUCAACAGUAUUCACGUAGCACAUGCUCCAGGUAUAACAGCUGGGCCCUUGGCUCACCAUUUCUGCCCAGGCGACAGAAACAUGAACAACCUCUUCUCUCCAUAUGGUACUUGUGGUGCUGGUGCGAUUCCAUGGCAAUGGCUACGACCUCCACAGAGUGUUUUUGUGUUGUAUCAGUGCCCGCAACUUCUCCCACAAGGGCUUUAUCCACGAGUGGAAGACAUGACGGAAAUCAUUUCUCUCAAGUGUCUCGAAACACUGGCGCGUUUUUUGGGUGCAAGGGUCACGACCGAUUUGGUUUUGAGGCUACUUCCUUCAGAAAAUCAAACUCAUUUCGUUUUCGAAUCGGCGUACCUACUAACUUGAUCAUAGAAGCCAGCGGAGCUUCUAUCAUGAAAGUUUUUUCAGUCCUCCGUGUGAGUUCAAAAGAACAGAUUUGGCUUUAAAGGAAAUGACCUUGCUUGCUCUAACUUUUCCCCUGCAUCGGGAAAACGAAGCUCGGGCGGCGGCUAAUAACGCAGUCCCUGAAGAACAACGGCAAAAUGUUCAAUUAUGGUAGUGAGAAAGUAAGAAAUCAAAUUCAAAUUCAUAGGAGCUGUUGCAGUUGUACUUGACUUUAACAUAUCGUGCUCUCCCUGUACCACUAGUAGAAAGGCUUCGCUUGAUGAUGUACAGUGAUAAGUUUGCUUUCAUAUUUGCCGCUUCCCGUCGUACACUUGGGCAUGGAGGUCGCGCUCUUUACGGUGCAGAAGCCGAAAAAGAUUCUCUCGAUUCAUCGCUGCUCUCAGCAGCUGAUGAAAGGCUCGGACGAAACUCUCAAUAUUCUGAGUCAUUGGCUCAAAAUGAUAGAGGCAACGGUGACAAUAAAUACUGAGCCCUUUGGUACACCACCGAAUAGAGAACAGCAAGCUGCAGCAGCUGGAGGAGGUGGUGCUGCUAGAGGACAAUAA